AUGGCGGCGCGCUUCAACCACCACGACCAGCUUGCGACUAGCAAAGUGGGAGCUGCUUGGGCUCAGCGUAUUUUUACCCAAUCCCCUCGCGCGCUUCUAUUUAUAGCGGAAAUACAGUACUGUCCACCUUGGCGGCCAAGAGCUCACUUCUGCAUUUGUCGCGCAAGACCCAGAGCCGAAGCAAGCAAUCAAGAGAGAGAGAGAGAGAGAGAGAGAGAGAUGGCCGCCGCUGCCCCCGCCAAGCAGGCCGCGCCGUCGUCGUCCGCGUGGAUCGGCUACGUGGCCAUGGUGCUGCUGGCCAUGCAGUUCGGCCUGCAGCCCAUCCUGUACAAGGAGUUCGCCGGCGAGGUCAAGAACCGCUCGGUGCUGGUCAUCGCGUGCGAGGGCUGCAAGCUGCUGCUGUCGCUGCUGACGCUCGUGUCCUCGGGCGCGCUCGGGCGCGUGGUCAAGACGUGGAACCUGCACGACAGCCUCAUGGCCUCGGGCCUGCCCGCCUGCACCUACGCCGUGCAGAACGUGCUCAUCCAGGUGGCGUACCAGCACCUGCCGUCCAUCGUGUUCAACCUCAUCAACCAGACCAAGCUGCUGUCCGCCGCGCUCUUCCUCUACUUCCUCAUGGGCACGCGCUUCUCGCUGCAGCAGUGCUUCGCCAUGAUGAUGCUGCUGGGCGCCGCCGUGCUGCUGUCGCUCGCCAAGGACGGCGGCGCCGACGACGACGCGGCCGCCCCCGCCAUCUCCGUCGAGCUGGGCCUCGUGCCCGUGCUGCUCGCCUCGCUGCUGUCGGGCCUCGGCUCGGCGCUCACGCAGCGCUCCAUGCAGCAGCACAAGCGCGACGCAGCGCUCGUGACCAUGGAGCUGUCCAUCUACGGCAGCCUGUUCCUCAUGCUGCCGGCCAUCUGGUCCACCAUCGUCAAGACGCCCGUGUCCGAGUCCCCCGCCGCCAACGCGCUGGCUAACAUGGACAAGGUCUUCGAGGGCUGCACCUACUACACCAUCAUCCCCGUCGUGAGCAACGCGCUGGGCGGCCUGCUCGUCGGCACGGUCACCAAGUACGUGGGCGGCGUGCUCAAGUCGUUCGCGCUCAUCUGCGGCAUCGCGUUCACGGCCUUCGUGGAGAGCUACGUCUACGGCGCGGUGCUGCCCAACGAGGUGUUCAUCGCCGCGGGCCUCGUCGCCACGAGCAUGGCCAUCUACUCCAGCUUCCCGUACGUGAAGAAGGAGCCGCGACUUCGACUUCCGCACUAUGGGGGAGCACUGGAACUUGUCCCUGGCCACGCUUCUGCUGCUGCUCGGUCUGUGGGGCGUCCACCACUACCUGCUCGUCCGCAACAUCGUGCAGCAGCGGAUUCUGUUAACGCACCUGCAGCAAGUGGAGCAGCACGUCUUGUCGCUUGUGUGGCCGAUGGCUUCCAUCCCCGAGGCGGUAGCAUGCAGCAGCGAGCCGCCGAUGCUCGACCCGGACUCGGACUUGGAGCUGCAGACGUCUCCUAA
Molecule: messenger RNA, 1491 nt
Organism: Phytophthora sojae
Lineage: Eukaryota; Oomycota; Peronosporomycetes; Peronosporales; Peronosporaceae
Exons: 2
Coding region: 1-1491 (496 amino acids)
Biological process (GO): pyrimidine nucleotide-sugar transmembrane transport
Cellular component (GO): Golgi membrane
Molecular function (GO): pyrimidine nucleotide-sugar transmembrane transporter activity
Source: RefSeq, a predicted model, not a curated record